CAGUGGGCCGGGCUGCAGAGACGGUCACGUCAGCGUCCAUUCACGGCUGACUGGCGGCCUCUGCCCGACGUGGACGUCAGCACUGAUGUUAAAAAUAAUGGAUGUCUCGAGGGGCAGGGCGCCAAGGGUACCGCCGGAGACCAGCGGCCCAGGAAGGCGCGUCCAGGCCCCGCGCUCACUUGCUGUCUUCCUCUCCAGCUUCCCGAGGCCCCAGACCCGCUGAGGAUGCGUCUUCAGCUUUCCCGAAGGAUGGGGCAAAAAAAGCGAAUAGCAGAGAAAGAGUUGCAGCAGAGCCCACUGGACACAGCCCAGUCGCCUUCCCCAAAGGAGCCCCACUUGAGACCAGCCUCUUCCCUGGGCCCACAGUGCAGCAUCUAUUUCUCCAGCCCAAAGAGCCACCCUGCCCGGCUAGGAACAGAGUUUUUUGACCAGCCAGCCAUCCCCCUGGCCCGCGCCUUUCUGGGACAGGUCCUUGUCCGGCGACUUGCUGACGGCACAGAGCUCCGUGGCCGCAUUGUGGAGACUGAGGCAUACUUGGGACCAGAGGAUGAAGCUGCCCACUCAAGGGGUGGCCGGCAGACCACCCGCAACCGCGGCAUGUUCAUGAAACCCGGGACCCUGUAUGUGUACAUUAUCUAUGGGAUGUACUUCUGCAUGAAUGUCUCUAGCCAAGGGGAUGGCGCUUGUGUCCUACUGCGAGCACUUGAGCCCCUUGGGGGUCUGGAAACUAUGCGCCAGCUUCGCAACAACCUCCGGAAAGGCACCCUUAGCCGGACCCUCAAGGACCGUGAGCUCUGUAACGGUCCCUCUAAGCUGUGCCAAGCCCUGGCUAUUGACAAGAGCUUUGACCAGCGGGACCUGGCCCAGGACGAGGCCAUGUGGCUGGAGUAUGGUCUGCUGGGCCCCAGUAGACCAGCCGUGGUGGCAGCAGCCCGUGUGGGCAUUGGCAACGCAGGGGAGUGGACCCAAAAGCCCCUGCGCUUCUACUUCCAGGGCAGCCCAUGGGUGAGUGUGGUGGACAAAGCAGCUGAGCAGAAGAACACACAGACCUGAGCAAAGAGCCCACUUAGGCUUUU
This is a messenger RNA of Urocitellus parryii (Arctic ground squirrel), 1076 nucleotides long. RefSeq names its product N-methylpurine DNA glycosylase (gene Mpg). Gene Ontology annotation, biological process: base-excision repair. Gene Ontology annotation, molecular function: alkylbase DNA N-glycosylase activity; DNA binding. The record is from RefSeq and is a predicted model, not a curated record. NCBI's taxonomy places the organism in Eukaryota, Metazoa, Chordata, Mammalia, Rodentia, Sciuridae.